Messenger RNA from Vicia faba (fava bean), 309 nucleotides. The record is from the annotation of a GenBank genome assembly. NCBI's taxonomy places the organism in Eukaryota, Viridiplantae, Streptophyta, Magnoliopsida, Fabales, Fabaceae.
AUGAAGAACCUUCAUUUCCUCUUGUUGCUUCUUUCUGCACAACUUCAAUCAACAAACAAGCAGCAAUACGCAUCACAAAACACACAAGGAGCAAUCGUAUCGGCGAAAUUGAAGAAUAGAAGAAAAAAGGGAAGGGUGAAACACCUGUCAAGCCUAAGCUCGUCAGAAAACUCCCUUUCCCUGCCGCGGCACAACCCUCAGGUCUUCAAUCAAGUUCGCCUUGCAUUUUUUCUUGCUCGAUUGCACAUGCUCUGUCUUUUUGGAUCUACGCUCCCUCCAUCAGAGUUCGAAUUCGUGAGUUUCUUUUAG